UCUACAUCCUGGAAGGAGAGCGGGUCCUAACAGCCAUGGCCUACACCAUCCUCAAGUUGCAUAAAAAGCCCUUGUUGAAAAUGUCCCUGGAAGAUCUGCGGGAAUUCCUGCAAGAGAAAACUGCUGCCUCCUUGCAGUUUGAAGAUGAUGCAGUAAUUGAGGAACUGCAAGCAUCUAUGGCUGAACUACGUAAAAUGAAAUUUGAUCUUCCACCCCCAGCAAAAUCUGAAGAAUUUCCCAAGAAACCGCUGGGACUGGAGUUCUCUCUCAAUCUAGUCUCAGUAAAGCCCAGUGUUGGAGGUAAAGGCCAGAAGAAGGCUGCCAAUGAUCUUGACCAUGAAAAAGAUGCUGUCAUACGACUUUCUCCAGAUAGAAGUCCUCCUAACCUGACCGAAACGUUCAAUAAUUCAAACUUGGCAAUACAUAAGAGAGCCUUGAUUCCACAGCCCAGCGGACCAUUGCUGCAAGUCGAACUAACUGACGUAUACCACAAUCCGUUCCAGAAUAACCAACCCAUCCCUAACUCUGAUAUGGAGGGAAAACGGCAAGAAAACAGGGUGCAAUUGCUAAAGGAGGAUGCCAAGAAAAUCCCAUCUGAAGGUUUCCCAGCAACACUGGACGAGAUUCAGGUUAUUGUCGAAAGUCAAGAUCUGGCUACCGCACAUAAGGAGAAAGAUUCACUGGACAGCCGCAACAUAGAAGAGAGAUGCAGCACACAGGAAAAUAACCCCUCUCUUUCUGCAGAUGAUAAGGGCCAUGUUACUCCGCAGGUGCUAGAACAAGCAGUGAUUGACGUCACGUCAACGGAGAACUGUCCGCGCGACCCUGACACGCGGAGUGAGGCCACGGAAUCAGACCUGUCUGUCACCUCCAACAGUAUAACAGCAUUCGUGGAGCGAGAUUCACCAAGUCAAGUGCCGUCGCUCCCCUCUCUUGAAGGGCAAAGUACCUUAGAAUCGCCACUGACUGUGCAAAAUGCAGCUGUUCUUCAAGAUGGGAGCGCCACCUGCUUCUCUGAGGAUUUCUUACCUGAAGAGGCCGUGGUGCUUCCAGAUCACCCAUGCCAGCCUACAAGCACAGACUCCUCUCCGCUCGGGCAUAGCCUGUCCACAGUGUGUGACGUGCCAAAAAGCUCAAUCGUGCCACGUGCCAUCAGAGCAUUUGCCCCUCUCCCUCUCCCGUUCCAAGACGGAAAGCGACGCCCUUCUAACGUGUCUCAGUACGAUAAUUUGUCUGAAGACGGAGAAGAGGAAUCUCCUGUUCGGGUGCCCUGUUCUGAGGAACUGGCUGUUUUGUUAUCACAAACGGAGCUCUGCGACCCGGUGUUAAAGUGCAGAGUGCACAAAUCGGCAUCUGCUGGAGAGCUGGGAUACCCGCAGAGACAAACGGGGGGGCAGGCCGACUCGGAACAGCAGCCAGGAGGACUUGAGCGACCCCUUUCGUUCAACAUACUGCCUCGUCAGAAGAGGCCCUCUAGUGGGGGCAGCAUGCCAAUCUUAUCCGAGCUGGACUCUGGUGGAUUGUUAGUGUCAGAAGAUUUCUGUGCCCGGCCGACGUCAUCCCCGGAAUUACAGGAGCAGUACAGUCCCUUCAAGAUAGUAAAAAGUAGCACCCCUCUUCACUUGGCUCAUGCGACGGAGCAGGACUUCUGCAACAAAAAACAAAUGGCUCUGCCUUUGCUAGAGUCCAGCCACCUCGAUGCAGCUGGUGGGGAGACCCCUAUUCCUCCAGCUGGAGAAGCUGAAGGUGGGACUGCUGGAGAUUCUCUCCAGAAAUCACUGAAUGCUUUGAGUGACUCACUUGCUCCUCAAUGGCCAAAGCCAAAAUUGCCACUCAAGAUUGUCAAAACCCAUUCCGAUAACAAUUUCCAUCUGAGCUGCCUCCCGACGGUGCAGAUGUCUAAAUCAGUGACCUUCUAGUAGAACUGAGAGAAGGGAGGGGGGUGGGGGUGGAAUUACAGUGCUCUUUUCAUGAGAGAUCAUGAGUCUUUUGGAAUGAAAAAGUGCCGCCAAAUGUAAGAUGAGGGAGGCAAUUGUGUCGCCAGUCAAGUUGAGUUCAAGAAUUCGAGACAGGGCUCCGAUACAGGCCAGUCUUCAAUUGACAAUGCCUGUAGAUAAUUAUUUAAAAACUCGGUUUC
This is a messenger RNA of Gekko japonicus, 2137 nucleotides long. RefSeq lists its product as uncharacterized. The record is from RefSeq and is a predicted model, not a curated record. The coding region runs from base 36 to 1919 and encodes 627 amino acids. The transcript has 3 exons. NCBI's taxonomy places the organism in Eukaryota, Metazoa, Chordata, Lepidosauria, Squamata, Gekkonidae.